Molecule: messenger RNA, 3171 nt
Organism: Cladocopium goreaui
Lineage: Eukaryota; Dinophyceae; Suessiales; Symbiodiniaceae
Source: the annotation of a GenBank genome assembly
AUGUUCAAAGCUCAGAGAGGCAUUUGCAAAACGGGCUAUGACGGUGAGACCUGCGCCAACACGGCGGAGUUCCACACCACGGAGCCCGGAUCUCUGUCGGAUGGCUCCCAUGGUCCAUGCUGGAUCAGAGGCCUUGUGGGGGCACUCCAAGCUUCAGGACAGUUAAAAAUCCAUGCCAUCGAGUCGCCCAGCGAAAUUCGGAGAUUGUCUGGAGCACUCCUGGAGGAUUCUCAAUGCGCGGGAGAAAAGCCCUUGGAACGUGAGGCGUGCAUUACGCCUCUUUGCAGCUGCACCGAGCCACCGCGGAUCAACUACAGCAACUACCAGCAGACUUUGCAACGCUGCCCAUAUCUUCAGAACGGCAAAGAGUGCUACGCUGUUUGCGACACUGGCUAUGCUCGAACUGGAGUCUACAAGUGUGAGUCCUCCAGGUAUGUGCAGUGGCCAAUUUGCUUGCCAAUUGGAGAAGUUGCACAGGAAAAGGUAGUGCUCCACAGCUAUGUAACCUUGGCCGGCAUUGAUCUCUCACUUGUGGUGAAUGUCUCCAGCUGGUAUGCCUCGAUACGACCGUCCCUGAAGCAAGUCCUGGCAAGUUCAGUGGUGCCUUCUGGGACUGGUGAGACGGUAUCACCGCAGCAGUUCACCUUCUUUGAUUGGUAUGACGUGGAUGUGGCUCUGCGUUUACGGCGCCUGGAAGGAGAGAGCUGGCGCCGCUUUCUCCAACGAAUGGUGGCUAUAGAGAUUCCUUUCUAUUUGGAAAUCGAUGAUGAAUACACCUUCCAAAAGGCGGAGCAAAUGCUCAACUUCUUCGCGGCCAGUGCCCUCGCCACGGAAGCAAGGCUUCUGAAGGACUUGGAGCAGAAACUGGAGGAGUUGUGCUUUACGGUUCUCCCAGAUUUACGGCCAAUGAGGUGCACACCGCCCAGAACGAUUCUCAUCGGUCCUGCUACUCGUGUGAUCCUCUACCUUCCGCCAGCAGAGAUUACGACUCCGGCUCCGACCACGACCACUGAGGUGAAGAUCAUCAUUGAGGUCAAUUUGCAGGAAGGACUUCCCGCUUGGGCCGUCGCAUUGCUCAUUGCUUUUGCUGUGACAGUGGGAUUCUGCGGAUCCUACAUCUACCGCUUGCGGCAGCAAAAGAAGAAGCUCCUGAGGAGACAAGAGUCGCUUCAGCAAAUGCAAAAAAAGGCUUUGGACGAUGCUCGCAGUGAUGAACAGAAGGAAUACGACGCGUGGAUGGAGGCGUUGACGGACAAGGAAGGACGCUUCAUCACCGGCUACAAGGACAAUCUCCAACUGCCAGAUGGGUCGAUCUACAGCGGCGAGCUGUUUCAUGGUGAUCCUCAUGGCGUUGGGAAGAUGGUGUGGUCCGAUGGCAGGACCUAUCGUGGAAAAUGGCAAUUUGGCCAACCGCACGGCCAUGGAGUAAUGAGUUCAGUGGCUCCCAAAGAGCUGGAAUUUGACACCUGGAUCUACAGCGGUCAGUUCCACGAGGGGCUCAGGAAUGGAAAUGGCCGGUGCGAAUGGCCGGCGGUUGGAUCUUGGUAUGAGGGGGAUUGGCUCAUGGAUGGUGAGCAUGGCAUGGGUGAAUUGGGCGCUGGUGCAACUGAGAGUCAAGAUGGUGAUCCUGCUAUUUGGUGCAUGUACAAUGGAUACAAGCAGGAGAAUGUCGCUCAGAGCAGGGUGAGACCAGGACCAGAAGACCAGCUGAUGGUGGUCGUUCUGGAGGCCAACAGCAAGAAAGAGUCUGAGCUUGAUGAUGUCGAGCUCCGGUUGCUGAGGUAUGGCCUGUCCGUUGGCAAUCCACAUGUUUGGAUUCCACGACAUGAACAUGCCUUUCUGGUGACGUCCAUUGAAGAGGACGGUCCUUUGGAUAAAUGGAACAAGGCACAAAUUCGACAAGCUGGAGCAGGUGCAAGCAUCGUAUUACCAAACAGCACCAUUUGGGCUGUGAAUGGCGUACGUGGAAACAUCAGCCGCAUGACGGAACUGUUAGUGUCACCUCCAGAGUCCAGCUUGGAACUGGAGGUCUGGGGUCCGGCUCACCUGCGUUUGGAGUCGAUGCGAGAUGACUUGAGCAAGAGAAUCGGCUGGUUUAAAACACCUGGAAUGGAGACAGAGUAUACUGGGGUUCAGUAUCAGCCAAAGUCAAAGCAAGCACAGGAACAAGAGAGAUCGAGGCCAUGGUUAAAGCAAAAUGCGCUGGCUGUUGUGCGAGAUGAUCAAGCUGAGACACAAGGUUUCCUGCAAAGAGCUCCACGCAUGACCAACCAGCCUGGUCUUCCAGCACUACUUCGCAUGCCUGAGGUUCCAGCUCCACCUUCGCAUUUGGUUGCAAGUGUGACAGCACCAAAAACCAUGUCCAAGAUGGAGCAGCCUUCCAAAGUUCCUUCAAAGAACACGUCCAAAAACGUUCCUUCGAAGCGAGCUUCCGUCGCCAGCGUCGCUUCUCGUCGUGCUGAGCCACCUGCACCCUUGCGGUGGCCACAAGCGCCAGCGCCACCCACACCACCAGGGCAGCAGGAGACAGAGGGGAGUGCAGUGUUCAAGACCCACUAUGGGAUCGAUGGCCUCCGGACCAAUGUGGAGGAGCCGACAUCGUUCAUGUCAAUGAAAGCUGGGGCAGGCCUUGGGGCUGCAGCUGGAGGUCUCGGUGUCUUUAUGCUUUGCAAUGCGAAAUGCCCGGGUGGUAUCAAGGGCGCCGGCAUCCUAGGUGGGACUCUGAGCGCCCUGAAUCCACUGACGCUUCUUUCCAAGAAGGAUGAGAAGGAAGAAAAGGAUGCCUCAAAGGAUCCGGACCCAAAUAACAAAAUGUUCAAGCAAGUCAACUACAUAGAAAAGGAGAUUUGCAAUAUGAAUUGCAAGGUCGCUGCUUUGAUGGGCGCAGCAGCUGGCGCAGCGGCAGGUGGAAUGGCGGCCAAGGCACAGGGAGGUGGUUCUCCCAUGGGCGCGAUGGCUGGUCCCUUGGACGAAACCAAUGCGGUGCCAUUCUUCGUCUUGACGAAGCAGCUUGAAGACAUGCAGAGUCAAGUGGACAAUGCUGUUGACCGCGUACGUUCGUUGUCUCCACAGAGUCCAGUGGGCCAGGCGAGAGAAAGUGAGACACGUGAGACGCAGCAAGCGAUGCAAGCGACGCAAGCGACGCAAGCGUCAAGCGUUGAUUUCAUAUGA